GCUCACCAGACAAAGAGUGAGCCUUCAUAUCCCCAGUGAAUGUCACUAUGACUAAUACUUGGCUUUCCAUGCAAUAUAAAAGAGUCCGCUACGCCUCCCUAUGACCAAACCAUGGAUACCACACUGUAAACUCGCAACCGUAACAUGAACGACGACAUGGAGGAAGACGAAGACGACGACACGGACAAUAACACAGACAGCAACGCUGAAGAAGUCGCAAGCCUAUCCUGCCCAAUGAUCAUUGAUCUAGCCACAGAGAAAGAAAAAAAUCUCACGACCAAUGUUCCAGCCGACCAUCUACCCCUCAAAGACCACAUCGAGAAAGUGUCAUCCCUAACACUCGAUGAGACCAUACAAGCCAUCUCUGAUCUCAUUUCCGGGCUUGCUGUCGCUGUUGCAUCAAAUGGAGAAUACCUUCUCGCCCACGACAAGCAUGAGGGCACUGUUGGCCUCGACCGACUAUGUGAAGUGUACGACAACUGCGCAACGCGCUGGCUGGACGAGCAUACAACUCUCCAAACACAUUCUCUGCAGGGCUCUCUCGACACAUUGGUAUUAUCCCUUUACCGGUUCGGUGAUCUUGUUCUGAACGCAGGACGCACAUUAAAUGAAGCUAUGGAACCUCCGGACGAUUGUGGGCACCAAAGCGCCACACAAGUACGUGUUCUCAACGAGGAGGUCUAGGAAGGUGCACUUUCUCUUGUGCAAAAUGCUUAAAGAGCUCUAUGGUCGGAUGGGCUACUGAAAUGUAUGUACGCAAUCUGGGAUCAUGAUUGAGGGCCUCCGGGCAGGUUGAGGAUUUCAUUGCACACCAGGCAGCUGAGGCGGGCUAGCAAGCUCCCUUUCCUUCUCUCCUUUUGCUUGGGGUCAUUUCCUUUGUCAGUUGAUUAUUAUCUGUUUAUUUAAGGGCUUUUGAAUUGGGAUCAUGCUGAAACUCGGUCCCUCCAUCCAUUCUUCAUGAGUAGAUGGAAUGCGGACCAGUUUCGGUUGUUCUCCCUACUCUGACCUCUCAUUGUUGGCCUUGAUUUAUUUCUUUGACUGGGGCUUUUCCAUCCGGGGUGAUACAGAAACCGAGUCCCUCCAUUGAUAUCCAUUGUGGUUGUUAAGUGGAACGCGUGACAGUUUUGAUAGCAUCAUUCCAAUGAGAAUAGUCUGCAUGUAUUUUGCGACACUCCAGUCGAAGUCUAAUACAUCGGUCUUUAUCUGCCAUAUACAUAAUUCUACUCAACGUAUGUCGUAGUAGAUCCAAUCACCCAUAAUUAGC
This is a messenger RNA of Aspergillus pseudotamarii, 1264 nucleotides long. RefSeq lists its product as uncharacterized. Lineage: Eukaryota; Fungi; Ascomycota; Eurotiomycetes; Eurotiales; Aspergillaceae. The coding region runs from base 145 to 684 and encodes 179 amino acids. The record is from RefSeq and is a predicted model, not a curated record. The transcript has a single exon.